Messenger RNA from Lineus longissimus, 2600 nucleotides. RefSeq names its product heterogeneous nuclear ribonucleoprotein A3 homolog 1-like. The record is from RefSeq and is a predicted model, not a curated record. The transcript is spliced from 10 exons. Bases 102 to 986 code for a protein of 294 amino acids. Gene Ontology annotation, cellular component: nucleoplasm; chromatin. Lineage: Eukaryota; Metazoa; Nemertea; Pilidiophora; Heteronemertea; Lineidae. Gene Ontology annotation, molecular function: RNA binding. Gene Ontology annotation, biological process: regulation of gene expression.
GUACAUUGCCACACCGCACUAGUCUGUAGCCUCUUUUACACACUUUGCCGGUGCAAGGCCGGUUUUCAAAAUUUUCUAUUUAGAAACAUACAAAAAUCACCAUGAGUCGUUUAAAUAGUAGCGAGGAAGAAAGAAUCAAUAACUUAAAGAAACUCCACAUCGGAAAACUGAAGGCUCAUGAACCCCUCAAUGAAGAGCUAUUGAAAGAAUACUUCUCACAAUUUGGUGAAGUUGUCAACUUAAACAUCCCAAAGGAAUCAAAACCAGAAAAUGAACCCGCACCUUUGAAGGGUUAUGGUUUCGUUGAGUUUGCAUCCCUUGAAGCGGCGAAGAAAUGUGUCCGCACCAAAAGUCACACAUUUGCGGACAAGGAGCUUCAUGUCCACCGGUCCAUUCCAAAGGACCUUCUUCUCAUCCUGAACGAUGCCAAAAGGGAAGGAGAAGUCAAAGUUUUCCUUCGAAACAAAGAGAACUUUACAGAGGAGCAGCUGAGAGACUUCUUUGCGAAUCACCCAAAGCUUCCAAUGACGCCCAAGAGUGUAACAGUACCGAAAGAUCCCAAUCAGGACAAACCCAAAGGCUACGCUAUUUUGGAAUUUCCUGAUGAAGAUGAUUGUAUCUGCCUUGUUACUGUCGUCAAGCUCAAGAUCGAGAAAGAAGGUGGCCAGCAGAAAGAGCUGUAUCCUAGCUUCUACGUGAAGAACAACAAUCGACGGUUUCGUGGCUAUGGCGGCUACGGUUACGGACGUGGAUGGAACCAAGGCUAUGGUUAUGAAGGUUACGGUGGCGACUACUACAGUGACUUCGACGAUUACUAUCAUGGUGGUUAUGGAGGCUAUGGCAAUUAUGGAGGUUAUGGAGGCUAUGACCAAAACUAUGGAUCCGGAUAUGGAGGCGGUGGAUAUGGUGGUCGUCGUUAUGGUGGCGGCGGUGGUCGUCCAUACAGUGGUGGCGGACGAGGACGUCGAGGGGGAGAUUUCGCAUGAUGACAUGAUCAUGAUGAUGGCUGGCCUGGAAUAUCUGGUGGAAGUUACCGGCCAUACUGAAAACAACCAAACAUACGACUAGACAGCAUGUAAUCUCUAUGGAAAUGACAGUUGAACAGCCAAUACGUCUGCUUAUCAUUUGAAACUACUUGUAAUAAUUGGAUCUUUAUCGACAUUGAACUUUAACUGAACCGUUUGUCCUGGUGGUCUUAUAUAUGUUGUGAAGAUUAUAUAAUUAGAAUUUAGCCAAUUUAUUCAACAAUUCUGGAUUGUAUACCAUUGCAGUUACUUAACUUACGAUCGAAGAAGACACUUGUCUCAUCAGCAACCAGGACUUUUUAACGAAGAAUAUUUAAACUUUGAAGCACCAGAGCUUCAUCCAUUGAAUUAGUCCUAAUUAGCCAUCUUUAAUCAUAACAUCUUGAACAUUUCGUCGAGUUUUGGCUUGGCGAUUAGUGUUGUCACCCUUUCGCUGCGUGUGACCAAAUUCUAGUGUCUUGGCAUUGUACUUGUGGCAUGUUUGUUGCCAUGGAGAUGGACUGACACUGUAGCUAUGUGUUCAUGUGAUGUCGCGCACAGAGAUGCAGUAGUUACUAUUGUCGUUGGCAGCUUUUCGUGACACUAGUCUGAAAGCCUGGCACAGCGAAUGGGUUUAGGUGCUGUUCUCAUCAAGGUGACCACCACCAAGUGGUGUGUCAAUUGAGAAUCAGCGGAUGAGACGUGGAGUGUAAGAUUGUGAAGCAUCGUGAGAUAUAAAGUCGCACGUCGUGCUUUAUUGCUUUGGGGGCCAAAAUGUUCCACCUGUACUGUAAAUAAAUGGUAUCUACACGCGAGUGUACAUACUGUACUUAUGUAAAUCUCUGAGAGAAUUACUCGAAUCAGGAUCAAUGAAAAAGUUAAUUGUGGGUUCAUUCUGACCUCUAAAUCAUGUUCAUACAAGGUCUAUCUUGUGAAACUGCCUGCGGUCACAGGUCUCCUUUUAGUAAGAGAGGUGACACUUUAUUUUUUGUACGAGGUACAUACAAUGCAUUCAAUAUGUUUUGAAAAGGUAAUGUUAGCUUUGUGCCAUAGUUGUACAUCCUUACGGCCGAACAGACUCCGUUAGUGUUUCAAGUUGAAUGCAUUUUAGACAGUUGAACUCCGGUGGCAUGUGUUCUCGGGAGAGUCGCUUUCUUUUUCGAAAUUUUUUGUGGAGACUGUUCGGUCUGUUCCCAUUGGGCACACAGUUUUCCUGAGUGCAAUAUCUCAAUUAGGUUCAGCAUUGUUAGGUUCAUUUCAUACCAGUAGCAGUCCAUUGCUGUCAAGUGGCCCUGCCAAUUAGGCCCAGCUUUCUGAACUGAUGAAAAAAAAGGUUAUUUUUUGGCAGUAAAUAGUUAACUGUUGUCCAAAUUGAUCAGUGAUGGUCUUUAUGUUCCCUUGUAUUCUGUUCAGAAUGUGGUGCAGUUUUUGGUUGGAUCUUUAGGCCAAACCUAACUUGGGUACUGGACUGUCCAGUCUAACAUUUUGCUGAUAAUUAACCAAUAUUCUUGGUCUACAAGAAUAUGUGUUCCUUCGAAAUCUGUGUAAAAUUUCAUUUUGACAUCCGUGAUCCAGAAUAAAUUUUUAUGAAAUGAA